UUAGAGAGAGAGGAGGAGAGAGAGAACGAAUGAGAGAAGAGGCUCGCAGGCAGCGCCGUACACUGUUAUACUGGAUUGUACUUCAUCGGGAGUUUGCGGUUUGGCAGGUUUAUAUACAUCAAAACAGAACAAAGAGAGAGGCUCUACAGUGCUAUAAAAGAAGACAGAGAAAAGAAUAAAGCGAGGGAGAAAUCUCGGCGACUGAAUUACAAAAGAACUAAGGACACUCUGCUAAUGUUUUUCACAUCCAAAGGGGACAUUAACUGGGACUUUGUACAUUGUGGAGAAUUUGCAAGGCUUUUUGUUUUUUGCGUGCACCAAAAGUUUGUAUGGGACACCGCUUUUUUCCUCUAUAUUUGAAUUUUUAAUGCUUACAAUUUCAUCCCAGUGCAAAACUUUCUAAACGGACUGCACAUGGUUCCAAAGGGCUUUUGAAAACCUGGAAUUGUAUUCGCCGACUUCCAUGCACAACUGUUUGAACUAGAAUGUUGUAAAUACAUGCGGAUUUUAUUCAGUUUUCUGCCACCGUUUUUGAAGCUUUUUUUGCGUUUUUACGCGCGUCGAUGGUAUUGCCAAAAACCUACUCAUACUUUUAAAGUUUGAAUAAUUCAUGAGAUACAAUUUGCCUGCUCGAAAGAAGUGACUGUAAAAAGGGAGGGGGGUUAUCCACAAACAUAUUCAUAAGGGUUGACGGAAUGGCCACCGCGGCUUCCAAUCCUUAUCUGCCCAGCAAUAGUAUCUUAUCGUCCGGCUCCCUCGUGCACUCUGACUCUGGAGGUGGUGGCAUGCAGCCGGGCAGUGCUGCGGUUACCUCGGGGUCUGGGGUCUACAGGGGAGACCCCUCAGUCAAGAUGGUACAGAGUGACUUUAUGCAAGGCGCAAUGGCAGCGAGCAACGGGGGACACAUGCUGAGCCAUGCCCACCAGUGGGUGACAUCCCUCCCGCACGCCGCAGCGGCCGCAGCAGCAGCCGCGGUGGCUGCAGCGGAAGCCGGAUCCCCCUGGUCGUCGAGUCCCGUUGGGAUGACGGGCAGCCCACAGCAGCAGGACGUGAAAAACUCCGGCAGAGACGAUCUGCACACGGGCACCGCGCUGCACCACAGGCCCCCUCACUUAGCUCCCCAUCAGACUCACGCCGGCGCUUGGGGUAGCACGACUGCGGCGCAUAUUAACUCCAUAUCCGGGGGACAGCAGCAGCAACAGUCGCUGCUCUACUCGCAGCCGGGGGGCUUCACUGUGAACGGGAUGCUGAGUCCUGGGAGCCAGAGCCUGGUGCACCCGGGCUUGGUGAGGGGGGACACCCCGGAUCUGGACCACGGCAGCCACCACCACCACCAUCACCACCAGCAUCAGCAUCACCAGCACCACGGCGGCGUCAGCAGCCACGACCCGCACUCGGAUGACGACACGCCAACCUCGGACGACCUGGAGCAGUUCGCCAAGCAGUUCAAGCAGCGGAGGAUCAAACUGGGCUUUACGCAGGCGGACGUCGGCUUGGCUUUGGGCACCCUGUACGGGAACGUUUUCUCCCAGACGACCAUUUGCAGAUUCGAGGCUCUGCAGCUCAGCUUCAAGAACAUGUGCAAGCUCAAGCCUUUGUUGAACAAGUGGCUCGAGGAGGCCGACUCGUCCACCGGCAGCCCCACCAGCAUCGACAAGAUCGCGGCGCAGGGGAGGAAGCGAAAGAAGCGCACAUCCAUCGAAGUGAGCGUCAAAGGGGCUUUGGAGAGCCACUUCCUAAAAUGCCCCAAACCUUCGGCCCAGGAGAUCACCAGCCUGGCGGACAACUUGCAGCUGGAGAAAGAGGUGGUUAGAGUGUGGUUUUGCAAUAGGAGACAGAAGGAAAAACGGAUGACGCCCCCAGGAGUGGCGCAGACGCCGGAGGAUGUGUACUCUCAGGUCGGCAAUGGGCAUUUUUUAGUAGAUUACUUAAAAGAUGCAAGUGAAGCGAGCGACCAGAGGGUGACAACUACAAGUUCAUUCCACCAGGUAAUUUUGGCGCAUUAAAAACACCACCAAGAGGAAAACCAAGUAUUGUUUUUAUUCUUUUUUUCUC
This is a messenger RNA of Etheostoma spectabile (orangethroat darter), 2055 nucleotides long. It is a transcript of the gene pou3f3b, whose product is annotated as POU class 3 homeobox 3b. Gene Ontology annotation, cellular component: nucleus. Gene Ontology annotation, molecular function: RNA polymerase II cis-regulatory region sequence-specific DNA binding; DNA-binding transcription factor activity, RNA polymerase II-specific. Gene Ontology annotation, biological process: brain development; regulation of transcription by RNA polymerase II. Bases 696 to 2006 code for a protein of 436 amino acids. The record is from RefSeq and is a predicted model, not a curated record. NCBI's taxonomy places the organism in Eukaryota, Metazoa, Chordata, Actinopteri, Perciformes, Percidae. The transcript has 2 exons.